CGAGCGGCGAGCCGGACGCGUGACGGGCCCCAGACAUUUGUUGUUUGGGGGAGGGUUGGGCCUCGUUAAUUAUUCAUGAGACUGCCGGAGCUCCGCGCCGCGAUUGGCGCGGGGGCAGCGGCGCCCCCCGGGCCCGAGCUGGGCGGGGGCGGGACCGCGCAUAUAUUAUGCAGAUGAGCGCUCCGGGCGGGGGGGGAGGCCGGCUCGGAAUUAGCCUAAGUUAUUAAAGAUGGCGGCGGAGCGGUGUCGCUCCCCGAUGGACGCGCCGGUCCCGGCCUCGAUGUUCGCUCCCGAACCCAGCUCCCCGGGGGCGGCCCGGGCCGCGGCGGCCGCCGCCCGCCUCCACGGCGGCGGCUUCGACUCGGACUGCAGCGAGGACGGCGAGGCGCUCAACGGCGAGCCGGAGCUGGACCUCACCAGCAAGCUGGUUCUAGUGAGCCCUUCGUCAGAGCAGUAUGACAGCCUGCUGCGGCAGAUGUGGGAGAGGAUGGACGAGGGCUGCGGAGAGACCAUAUAUGUCAUUGGGCAGGGAUCAGAUGGGACUGAGUACGGGCUGAGCGAAGCCGACAUGGAGGCCUCCUACGCCACGGUGAAGAGCAUGGCCGAGCAGAUCGAGGCCGACGUCAUCCUCCUGCGGGACCGGCAAGAAGCCGGGGGCCGCGUGCGCGACUACCUGGUCCGGAAGCGAGUGGGCGACAAUGACUUCCUGGAGGUCAGGGUGGCCGUGGUGGGCAACGUGGACGCCGGCAAGAGCACACUCCUGGGGGUCCUGACGCACGGGGAGCUGGACAACGGCCGCGGCUUCGCCCGCCAGAAGCUCUUCCGCCACAAGCAUGAGAUCGAGUCGGGCCGCACGAGCAGCGUGGGCAACGACAUCCUGGGCUUUGACAGCGAGGGCAACGUGGUCAACAAGCCCGACAGCCAUGGCGGCAGCCUGGAGUGGACGAAGAUCUGCGAGAAGUCCACCAAGGUCAUCACCUUCAUCGACCUGGCCGGCCACGAGAAGUACCUGAAGACCACCGUGUUCGGCAUGACGGGCCACCUGCCCGACUUCUGCAUGCUCAUGGUCGGCAGCAACGCUGGCAUUGUGGGGAUGACCAAGGAGCACCUGGGCUUGGCGCUGGCGCUCAACGUGCCCGUGUUUGUGGUGGUCACCAAGAUUGACAUGUGCCCCGCCAACAUCCUGCAGGAAACUCUGAAGCUGCUGCAGCGUCUGCUGAAGUCCCCGGGCUGCAGGAAGAUCCCGGUGCUGGUGCAGAGCAAGGACGACGUCAUCGUCACCGCCUCCAACUUCAGCUCCGAGAGGAUGUGCCCGAUCUUCCAGAUCUCCAACGUCACCGGCGAGAACCUGGACCUGCUCAAGAUGUUCCUCAACCUGCUGUCACCGCGCACGAGCUGCCGGGAGGAGGAGCCGGCCGAGUUCCAGAUCGACGACACUUACUCGGUGCCGGGCGUGGGCACCGUGGUGUCGGGGACUACCCUGCGGGGCCUGAUCAAGCUGAACGACACGCUGCUGCUGGGCCCGGACCCCCUGGGCAACUUCCUGUCCAUUGCCGUCAAGUCCAUCCACCGCAAGCGCAUGCCCGUGAAGGAGGUGCGCGGGGGCCAGACGGCCUCCUUCGCGCUGAAGAAGAUCAAGCGCUCGUCCAUCCGGAAGGGGAUGGUCAUGGUGUCCCCGCGCCUGAACCCCCAGGCGUCCUGGGAGUUUGAGGCCGAGAUUCUUGUCCUCCAUCACCCCACCACCAUCAGCCCCCGCUACCAGGCCAUGGUACACUGCGGGAGUAUCCGGCAGACGGCCACCAUCCUCAGCAUGGACAAGGACUGCCUGCGCACCGGGGACAAGGCCUCCGUGCACUUCCGCUUCAUCAAGACCCCCGAGUACCUGCACAUCGACCAGCGGCUGGUGUUCCGGGAAGGCCGCACGAAGGCCGUGGGCACCAUCACCAAGCUCCUGCAGACCACCAACAACUCCCCGAUGAACUCCAAGCCUCAGCAGAUCAAGAUGCAGUCGACAAAAAAGGGUCCCCUGACUAAACGAGAAGAGGGGGGCCCCUCCGGAGGGCUGGCAGGAGGGGUGCCCCCGCCUGGAGAAGAUGCAAGCUCGCUCGGAGCUGCCCAGCCGUCGGCGCCCGGCAGCCUCCAGCCGCAGCCCAAGCCCGGCAGCGGGGGCCGGCGCCGCGGGGGCCAGCGCCACAAGGUGAAGUCCCAGGGGGCCUGCGUCACGCCUGCCGGCGGCUGCUAGAGUCCCGCAGCCCACCCGCCCCGGGGUCCUCGGGCCCCGCCGUCACUCCAGCAGGUGGGCCCGCGUCCCUGCUCGCCCGGGAGAUGCGCGCCCCACCCCGUUUCCGGGGGACUGUAAUUUAUAAGCUGAGGAGGGGCCCGCUUCCCGAGGGCUGACCGUCCCGCCUCUCCCCGCCUCCCCUCACAGUUUUGUAUAUAUGGGCCCUUAGUUUUUAUUCUUUUUAUUAUCUAUUACCCGCCGUCCUUGGCUGCCCCUCGUGGGAGAGAGGCCGGGAGAGGGAGGUUGCACGUGCGAGGUGCAGGGGUGCAGCGGGCCAGGGCCUGGGCCUGGCUCCCCCCAGUCCCUUUCACGGCCCCCUGCAGCCCCCCCGCACCCCUCCCCCUCAGCUCGCCCCACCGGCCUCGUCUGCCUGCCUGUCUCAGCCUGUCGGGCUGUGAGCUGAGGAAGGAGGUGCGCCCCCGCCCCCCACACACACCCCUGCCCGUCCCCGGCCGCAGAGGCCGAGCGCAGCCGUCUCCUAUCCGAGGCUGGGGGAGCAGCGAGGUGGGGCUCCCCGUGGGCCUGCUCAGGGUCAUGCUUGCCGGCACCUCCGUGCGGGGGCUCGGGGGUUCCUCCACGAGGCCCGGACUGGAAUCCCCCUCCCCACCUGCCCCUGCCCUGUCCCCGUGUGGCCGUGGGGCCGGAGCCGGGGUGGGAGAGGCCUCCCGGCACCUGCUGGGCGCGUCACUGCCCGGGGGGCUGGGGGGCUUCAGGCCCGGCGGGCACACACCCAGCUGGCUGGGUCCUCCCUCGGCCCCGCCCCCCCCCCCUCUUCCUUCCCGUGGCUGCCCCUCCCCCUCCUUCCAGCCGUCCUCGUUGCCACUGACCGUGGCCGUGGACUGACCAGACCAGCACACGCGCAGUUUGUUCCAGGGUGACUGUGCCCAGCCCGGAGCCCUGGGCACGUGGGGGGCUGCGCCUUGGGCCUCCCGGGACCCGGCACAGGAAGUCGGGCCCGUCCCCCACGUGGCAGAGCGGGCUGUGCCCGGGGCGAGGACGUGGGCGUGCGUGGCGGGUUUCUGCACAGGGAGAGCGUCUGACCCGCCCUGCCGCUGCCCCCCUGCCCACGUGUGCCCGCCCCUGCGUGUCCCCACAGGCUGUGGCUGGGAGGGGGCUCCGGGCGGGCGGGAGCCGGGCCACAGGGCCCUGGGCCGCUGUCUGGGACGAGCACCAGCCCUUUUGUUGAGAGAAUAAAGAUGUUAACUCAGACCUGAA
This is a messenger RNA of Sorex araneus (European shrew), 3496 nucleotides long. It is a transcript of the gene GTPBP1, whose product is annotated as GTP binding protein 1. Lineage: Eukaryota; Metazoa; Chordata; Mammalia; Eulipotyphla; Soricidae. Gene Ontology annotation, biological process: translational elongation. The record is from RefSeq and is a predicted model, not a curated record. Gene Ontology annotation, molecular function: GTP binding; GTPase activity; translation elongation factor activity. The transcript is spliced from 12 exons. Bases 230 to 2242 code for a protein of 670 amino acids.